Alosa alosa (allis shad) is the source of this 2494-nucleotide messenger RNA. RefSeq names its product extracellular calcium-sensing receptor. NCBI's taxonomy places the organism in Eukaryota, Metazoa, Chordata, Actinopteri, Clupeiformes, Clupeidae. Gene Ontology annotation, molecular function: G protein-coupled receptor activity. The transcript has 5 exons. Gene Ontology annotation, biological process: G protein-coupled receptor signaling pathway. The record is from RefSeq and is a predicted model, not a curated record. The coding region runs from base 34 to 2361 and encodes 775 amino acids. Gene Ontology annotation, cellular component: membrane.
UUCAGACUUGAUCUUGGAGAGCUGCAAUAUGCCAUGACUAUGAUCUUUGCCAUAGAGGAGAUUAACAACAGCACUGAGCUCCUGCCGGGCUUCACGCUGGGAUAUAAGAUAUUUGGCUCUUGUCCCAGCGUUCCCCUAUCUGUGGGGGCUUCUCUUGCCAUGAUGAAUGGUCCUGUGUCAGAGAGCUGUGUCACACCUAACACUGUGCAUGCAGUCAUAGGGGAAACCACAUCCACUGCCACCAUAGGCAUUGCGAGGACCAUGGGUCCAUUUCACAUUCCUGUGCUCAGCCAUUCAGCCACAUGCGCGUGUCUGAGUAACAGGAAAGAGUUCCCCUCCUUCUUCAGAACUAUUCCCAGUGAUUACUACCAGAGUAGGGCUCUGGCAAAGCUGGUCAAGCAUUUUGGCUGGACUUGGGUAGGGGCCAUCAGAAGCAGGAGUGAUUAUGGAAACGAUGGAAUGGCCACUUUCCUUAAUGCAGCUGAAAAAGAGGGUGUCUGCGUUGAAUAUUCUCUGGCUAUCUAUAGGACUGACCCACAUGAAAAGUUUCUUGAGGUGGUCGAUGUCAUCAAGCAGUCUACAUCCAGAGUGAUUGUGGCUUUUGCAGAUGGUAAUGAUCUAGACAUUCUCCUUAAAGAACUCUUUCUCCAGAAUGUAACUGGCUUUCAGUGGGUUGGCAGUGAGGGUUGGAUCACAUACAGGUAUGUCGCCACGCAGACAAACUAUGCAGUAGUUGGUGGGGCAGUGGGCUUUGCUGUGCCCAAUGCAGUCAUCCCUGGAUUGAAGGAGUUCAUGUUGGAUGCCCGUCCCUCAAUGCAGCCUGGGAACCGGGGGCUGGUGGAGAUGUGGGAAAGUGUGUUUGAGUGCAGCUUUGACCCUCACUCACACAGCACAGCCAAAGCUUGCACAGGGGAGGAGUCCCUGGGAGACACACACACUCGUUUCACAGACGUGUCAGAUGCCAGUCUGCUAAACAACAUUUACAAGGCCGUGUAUGCUGUGGCACACUCUCUAGAUGAACUUGCAUGUGAAAAUUAUCGAGACCCAUUUGCAAAUCAGUCCUGUGCAAACAAAAACCAAAUUGAACCAUGGCAGGUCUUGCAUUAUCUGACCAUGGUGAAUUUUACCACAAAGCAAAAGGAAAGGGUAUUUUUUGAUCACCAUGGGGACCCAGCUGCUCGAUAUUCCCUAGUAAACUGGCAGAUGAACUCUGCUGUCACCAUCACCUUUGAAUCUAUAGGCAUUUAUGAUGCAUCUCUACAGGAAGGACAGCAAUUCAUGGAAAAUGGUGUCACUGCAGUUUGGGCUGGAGGCCAACAGGAGGUACCAAGGUCUAUCUGCAGUGAGAGCUGCUUGCCAGGCACUCGGAGGGCUUUCGUAAAAGGAAAGCCCAUCUGCUGCUUUGAUUGCAUCCGCUGUGCAGACGGUGAAUUCAGUAACACCACAAAUGCAGACACAUGCUUGUCCUGUCCACCUGAAUUCAAGUCAAAUGAAGAGAGAACUCAGUGUGAUUUGAAAAAUACAGAAUACUUACAUUUUAAGGAACUAAUGGGGAUACUGCUAGUGACAUUCUCUGUGUUUGGUGGAUGUUUCACAAUCACAAUAGGCCUAGUAUUCUUCCACUACAGGCAAACACCUAUUGUUAGAGCCAACAACUCAGAGCUGAGUUUCCUGCUGCUCUUCUCACUGACUCUGUGUUUCCUUUGCUCUCUUACUUUCAUUGGUCGGCCCUCUGAGUGGUCCUGUAUGUUGCGUCACACAGCGUUUGGGAUCACCUUUGUUCUCUGCAUCUCCUGUGUUCUGGGGAAAACAAUAGUGGUGUUAAUGGCCUUCAGAGCCACUCUUCCAGGCAGUAAUGUCAUGAAGUGGUUUGGGCCUCUGCAACAGAGACUCAGUGUUCUUGGCUUCACUCUCAUACAAGUGCUUAUAUGUGUCCUGUGGUUAACUAUAUCCCCUCCAUUCCCAUACAAGAAUAUGCAUCACUACAAGGAUAAGAUCAUUCUUGAAUGUGAUGUGGGUUCAGCUGUUGGAUUCUGGGCCAUAUUAGGCUAUAUCGGACUCCUUGCACUCUUGUGUUUCAUACUGGCUUUUUUGGGUCGUAAAUUACCUGAUAACUUUAAUGAAGCCAAAUUCAUCACAUUCAGUAUGCUGAUAUUCUGUGCAGUCUGGAUCACUUUUAUUCCUGCUUAUGUCAGCUCUCCUGGAAAAUUUACUGUAGCAGUUGAGAUAUUUGCUAUUUUGGCAUCUAGUUAUGGAAUGCUUUUCUGUAUAUUUAUCCCAAAAUGUUACAUAAUUUUACUCAAACCAGAGAAAAAUACAAAGAAGCAUGUGAUGGGAAAAGUGUCAACAAAAGCCCUCUGACUGUGCAACCCUUGUUUUACUGUAUACUGUGUAGCCUGUGCAACAUUUAGUUGUAGGUUGCUUUUGUGGAAAAUGUUGAAAAAUUGCUCUUAUGUAUUGGAAUAAAAUGUGCUUUUACAAACUUUCCAAUAAA